AACCCAGAGAAAAGCAGAGCACAGCACAGAACCUAAACAAACAUGCCGAGAUUGGUCAGCAUGAUCGCAUCCCUCACGGUGCUCACGCUCUUGUUGCUCCCAUUCAUGGCGGCGGCGGCGGCUGAGCUGGACUAUAAGAAGGCGCUCCACAGCAGCCUGCUCUACUUCGAGGCGCAGCGGUCGGGCCACCUGCCGUACAACCAGCGCGUGCACUGGCGCGGCCACUCGGGCCUGGCCGACGGGCUUCAGCAAGGCGUGGACCUUGUGGGCGGCUACUACGACGCCGGCGACAACGUCAAGUUCGGGCUCCCCAUGGCGUUUACGGUGACCAUGCUGUCCUGGAGCGCCAUGGAGUUCGCGGACGACAUCGCGAGCGCCGGGGCCGACGGCGAGGAGUGGCGGCACGUCCUGGAGGCCAUCAAGUGGGGCACGGACUACUUCAUCAAGGCCCACACGGCCCCUGACGAGCUGUGGGCCGAGGUGGGCGACGGCGACACGGACCACUACUGCUGGCAGCGGCCCGAGGACAUGACCACGUCCCGGCAGGCCUACAAGGUGGACCGCGACAACCCCGGGUCGGACCUCGUGGGCGAGACCGCCGCCGCGCUCGCCGCGGCGUCCAUGGUGUUCCGCCGCACGAACCGGCACUACGCGCAGGUGCUCCUCCACCACGCCCGGCAGCUGUUCGAGUUCGGGGACACGCACAGGGGCAAGUACGACAGCAGCAUCGCCGAGGUGGAGAGCUACUACGCGUCCGUGAGCGGGUACGGGGACGAGAUGCUGUGGGCCGCGCUCUGGCUGCACCGGGCCACGGGCCAGGCCCGGUACCUGGACUACGCCGUGGAGAAGGCGGAGGAGUUCGGGGGCACCACGUGGGCCAUCGACGAGUUCAGCUGGGACGUCAAGUACGCCGGCCUCCAGAUCCUAGCCGCCAAGGUGCUCAUGGAAGGGAACCACCGGCCCGAGCAGAAGGCCACGCUGGAGACGUAUAAAUCCAAGGCGGAGCACUAUCUCUGUGCCUGCCUGGGCAAGAAUGGAGAAGCCGGCAAUGUCAACCGCACGGCAGGGGGAAUGCUCUUCGUCAGGCAGUGGAACAACAUGCAGUAUGUGACCAACGCGGCAUUCCUCAGCACCGUCUACUCCCGGUACCUCACGGCAGACCAGAACCAGAACCAGAACCAGAUGAUGCGGUGCCCGGAUGGGCCGGCGCGGGCCGAGGAGCUGCGGGGCCUUGCCAAGGCCCAGACGGACUACGUCCUGGGCGACAACCCGGCCGGGGUCAGCUACAUGGUCGGGUACGGGCGGCGGUUCCCGCGGCGGGUGCACCACCGGGGCGCGUCCAUCGUGUCCCACCGCGGCGACGCGCGGUUCAUCGGGUGCGUCCAAGGGUACGACGGCUGGUUCAGGCGCAAGGGCGCGAACCCGAACGUGGUCGUGGGCGCCAUUGUCGGCGGGCCGGACGGCCGGGACCGGUUCAGGGACAGCCGCGACAACUACAUGCAGACGGAGGCGUGCACGUACAACACCGCGCCCAUGGUCGGCCUCUUCGCGCACCUGCACAGCCAGACGGCGGGCUCCAGGAGGAAAUAAGUUGAUUAAUUGGUUGGUUUUAGGAAGGGUUUUUGGUUGGUUUUGUUUGCCAUUUGGAGCGUUUCGUAUGUACUAGUACUCUCGUAGGCAGGUUUUUAGAGAG
This is a messenger RNA of Brachypodium distachyon (stiff brome), 1693 nucleotides long. RefSeq names its product endoglucanase 21. The record is from RefSeq and is a predicted model, not a curated record. The transcript has a single exon. Lineage: Eukaryota; Viridiplantae; Streptophyta; Magnoliopsida; Poales; Poaceae. Gene Ontology annotation, biological process: carbohydrate metabolic process. The coding region runs from base 43 to 1590 and encodes 515 amino acids. Gene Ontology annotation, molecular function: hydrolase activity, hydrolyzing O-glycosyl compounds.